UCUUUUCAGAGGCCUUGUUGUGUUGGUGUCGUCUGCUGUCGCCAAAACAGUGGAAAAGAAAGCCUUGAAGAAAGUAAUAAAACCCCGGGCCUAGCACAUGAGUUUUCAAUGGCAACCACAUCUGCUCCCAUUUCCCAUCAUCCAUCCAGAAUCUACUAACCAUGCAGCAGGGCAGUUUUUUGGGUGAGUCCCUCCCUGCCAUGACAGCUGACCACAAGGUCACCAACCCCCUCUCCUUCUGCAGUUGAUGGAUCUGCAGCAGGUCCAGAGAUGACAGACAGCGUCAGGACCUUCCUCCGCAAUGUUGCGACGGGAAUCAAGGACUCAAUUUUGGGGAUUGGCACAAUCUCCAAGCUGGAUGCUCGAAUCCGGCAGAAAAGGGAAGAUCAGCGGAGGAGACGUGCAGGAGGAGCUCUGGCACAGAGGAGGGCACAGAGUGAGGAGCGCAAACCUGACAAUGAACCCAAAGUAGCCACCAGGAUUUGUCAGUGCUGUGCCUGGAAUGGAGGAGUGUUCUGGCUCAGUCUGUUUCUCUUCUAUCGGGGGUUUAUCCCACUGCUGCAGAGUCUUACAGCAAAAAUCAUCGGUGACCCCUCCCUCCAUGGCACUGUGUGGUCCUGGUUAGAGUUCAUCCUGACGUCUGUCUUCAGUGCUCUCUGGGUCCUCCCUCUGUUCGUCCUCAGCAAGAUAGUCAACGCCAUCUGGUUCCAGGAUAUUGCUGAUUUGGCGUUUGAGGUGUCCGUCUGUAAAGCGCAGCCGUUCCCCAGCAUCAGUAAGAUCAUCGCAGAUAUGAUCUUCAACCUGCUGCUCCAGGCACUCUUCCUCAUUCAGGGUAUGAUUGUUAGCCUCUUCCCCAUCGAUGCCAUUGGACAGAUGGUUAGCCUCCUGCACAUGUCUCUGCUCUACUCACUCUACUGCUUUGAGUAUCGUUGGUUCAACCACGGUAUUGAGAUGCAUCAGCGACUGUCCAAUAUUGAGAGGAACUGGCCCUAUUAUUUCGGUUUUGGUUUGCCCAUGGCUCUGCUGACCGCCAUGCCCUCCUCAUACAUCAUCAGCGGCUGCUUGUUUUCCAUCCUUUUCCCGCUCUUCAUCAUCAGUGCUAAUGAAGCCAAGAUGCCAACAAAGCCAUACCACUUCCAGCUGCGCCUCUUCUCCCUGGUUGUGUUGAUCAGCAACAAGGUCUUUCACAAGACUGUCCACCUGCAGUCAUCGCUCACGCCAUCCACUUCCUCAGAGCGGCUGUCAUCUCCUCACACGUCCCCGAGCCGCCACAGACCGCCCCCCACCCAGUGAUGGAUCCAGACAGGACGCUGCAAAAACAAGUGUUUCCUUUAGAAGGAGUGAUGAAGAAAACGUGCGGUUUAAGAGCUGGAGUUUGCAGGACUCUGUUUUUUGUUUUUAAUCGACAGCUCCGCGGUUAUUCAUUUGCAGCGCCCAUCAGUGUGACACAAAAAUGAGCUAGUCUGUGCCUCACACUCUUAAAAACAACAAAAACAUAUGGAGUUUGACUGUUCUUACAUGAGUUUUCUUUAUUUAAUUUUUUAUGUGCCAUUUCAGUGACUCUCCUUUUAAUAAAUGACUACGUGGAAUCAUGCAGCGUUUUCAUGUCUUAAACAGUGUUGAUGUGAUGAAAAGGAGUGCUGAGAAGCACAAAACUGUACAUGUCGCACCGCACCAAAGGAAGAGCUGCUUUCUCUCUGUGUGAAUUUAAUAACGGACGGAUGAGCUGAAACUGCCAAACCGCCGCAUUGACGUUUUAGGUCACUUCAAUGACACAGCGCUGCUGCAGGAGUCUGAGACAGAAACUCGUGUCUCGCCACGUUCAUGUUCAGCCUUGACCUGCUUCCUGUUUUCUGAAGAGUUGAAGCAAGGAUGAGUGGUCCAUGCAGGUGAUGGGCCGUGUGUGUGUGUGUGUGUGUGUGUGUGUGUGUGUGUGUGUGUGUGUGUGUGUGUGUGUGUGUGUGUGUGUGUGUGUGUGUGUGUGUGUGUGUGUGUGUGUGUGUGUGUGUGUGUGUGUGUGUGUGUUAAAUAACAUUGCGUACUGAAUAUUGACUGAAGCCUGAUCAUCUCAUGGUGACCCCGUCACCGUGGCAAUGUUUCUGAAACUGCAGCCUAAUUAUCGCAAGAAAAAGCCUGUAAUGUUUGUGAGGUUUUGUAAAAGUAAUUCAUAGAAUUUCAAUAAAAGUCAAUAAUA
Messenger RNA from Thalassophryne amazonica, 2194 nucleotides. It is a transcript of the gene ei24, whose product is annotated as EI24 autophagy associated transmembrane protein. The record is from RefSeq and is a predicted model, not a curated record. Gene Ontology annotation, biological process: macroautophagy. Gene Ontology annotation, cellular component: endoplasmic reticulum. Lineage: Eukaryota; Metazoa; Chordata; Actinopteri; Batrachoidiformes; Batrachoididae. Bases 271 to 1293 code for a protein of 340 amino acids. The transcript is spliced from 12 exons.